This is a messenger RNA of Lottia gigantea (owl limpet), 2598 nucleotides long. RefSeq lists its product as hypothetical. The record is from RefSeq and is a predicted model, not a curated record. Gene Ontology annotation, molecular function: guanylate cyclase activity; ATP binding; protein kinase activity. Gene Ontology annotation, biological process: cGMP biosynthetic process; protein phosphorylation; intracellular signal transduction. The annotation marks the transcript as partial. NCBI's taxonomy places the organism in Eukaryota, Metazoa, Mollusca, Gastropoda, Lottiidae. The transcript has 19 exons.
GUUACCACGUGGCAUGAUUUAACCAAUGUAAACUAUCAUUGUUGGCCGUACACAGCCUCUGCGUCUAGUCCAAUACCCUUCUCUUCCUGUCCGGGUAUUGAUAUAAGAUGGAUCAUAGAACCCCCAGAUGACAUCAAGGUUGAGCAAUAUUUUAAUACAAGCUAUGAAUUGAUUCUACAUCCUCAGUUUUACCCCUGGGCUAUAAGCCAGAGUAUCUUUGAUGCUGCAAACGGAACUGGUAUCAGUGACCCAGCUGAAGCCCAACAAUGGUGUGAGACGGUGGUGUGUCCGUCAGUCCAGAAAUCCACUCCAGAUAACUGCUGUAUUCAUCAUGUCAAUGUCCAUUCCUGUCCGCUAUCAGAGAAAGAUUCUGUUAAAGAUGGUCUAUGUGGUCCAUGGAUUCCACCUUCCGGUUCUAUUUUCACCCAUUCCCAGGUAAUGGUUGGUCCUCCCACCACAGGAAACUGGACAAGUCUAGUUGCUGGUUUAUAUACAGAAGGACAUACGUCUAUCAUUGCACAUUUUAAAGUGGCGAAGAUGCACAUUGCAGUAGAGAAAACAGUCCAUGUUCUACCGAAAACUGUUUGUGGUGAUGAACGCUGUGAAGAUGAUGAAGGUGAAGACUGUUUGACUUGUCCUAAAGAUUGUGGUUCAUGUCCAUUAACAGACUGGGAAAUUGCUCUGAUAGUUGUAGCUUUGGUUAUAUUAGCCGUUAUAUUUAUAAUUAUCAUAGCGUACUUCAGAUAUCAGCAAAGAAAACUAUUAUGGGAUGAAAGUUGGAUCAUCUCAAAUGAUGAAAUAAAAGAAGAUAUUGGGUUACGAGGGAUGUUUGGAAGUAUGUUGACAGUCAACACGUCAGAUAGUAGAAGCAGUGUGAACACUUCAUCUAUGUCAGAUUCCGCUAGGCGUAGACAGAUAUUUGCUAAUACAGCAAUUUAUAAAGGACGAACGGUAGCCGUAAAGAAAAUUCAGAAGAACGACUUCAAACUUUCUCUUGAGAUUAGAUCAGAAGUGAAAGCCGUAAGAGAAAUGGAUCACCCUAAUUUAUGUAAAUUUGUUGGUGGAUGUAUAGAUAUUCCUGAUGUUGCUAUAGUAACAGAAUAUUGUCCUAAAGGUAGUUUAAACGACGUAUUGCUGAAUGAUGAAAUACCCCUCAACUGGGCUUUCAGGUUUUCACUGGCAAGCGACAUAAGUCGUGGGAUGAGUUACCUACACAGUCGGGGUAUGGUUCAUGGUCGACUUACAUCCAGUAAUUGUGUAGUAGAUGAUAGGUGGACGGUAAAAGUUACUGAUUUCGGUCUACCAACAUAUCGAGCAGUUGAUGUAACAUGUGAUGAGGACAAACAAGAACAGGUUUAUAAAGAAACAGCUAGAGAUGUGUAUAUUGCACCAGAAAUCAGAAAGGGUGUGACACGGUCGAGCUGUCCUGGAGAUGUAUACUCAUUUUCCGUCUUACUGGUGGAAAUAGCAAAUAGAAAUGAUCCAUAUGGGGAUGAAGAUAGAAGUGUCCUACCAGGGGAUUGGAAACCACCUCUACCAGAAGAAGAUGCAACUGUUGAUAAAGAGAGCCGAUGUCCUUGUCCGUUUGAAUAUUGCUCGUUAAUAAAAGACUGUUGGAAUAACGAACCAGAGGAAAGACCAACUUUUGACACCAUCAAGAAAACUAUAUAUAAAAUAAACCCUAAUAAACUCAGUGCUGUCGAUCUCAUAAUGCAUAUGAUGGAAAAAUACUCGAAGCAUUUAGAAUCCAUAGUUGUUGACAGAACACGUGAUCUGGUGGCUGAGAAACAAAAAACUGACAAAUUAUUAUACAGUAUGUUACCAAAACCAGUAGCGGAUCAGCUGCGACAAGGUACCGUGGUAAACGCUGAAUCGUUUGAUGAAUGUACCAUCUACUUCAGUGAUGUGGUAGGAUUUACAACUCUCUCGGGUAAAAGUACUGCUAUGCAAGUUAUUGCCCUGCUAAAUAAACUCUAUACAACUUUCGAUGAAAUUAUAGACCAGUUUGAUGUGUAUAAAGUUGAGACUAUAGGUGACGCUUACAUGGUUGUAUCUGGUGUUCCGAUAAAAACAGAAUUCCACGCCCGAGAGAUCAGCAAUAUGUCUUUAGAAAUAGUGGCAGCGUGUAAAAAAUUUGUUAUACCACAUCUUCCUGACGAACUAUUACAGAUUCGUGUUGGCUUACAUUCAGGUCCAGUAUGUACUGGUGUAGUUGGGUUAAAGAUGCCUAGAUAUUGUUUAUUCGGUGAUACUGUUAAUACAGCUUCUAGAAUGGAAUCAAACGGUGCAGCUUACAGAAUCCACAUCAGUUCGUCAACACAUGACCAUCUAGAGAUGAUAGGAGGUUACAUUUUCGAGUGUAGAGGAGCCAUACCCAUAAAGGGAAAGGGUGAAAUGGUCACUUGGUGGCUUCUAUCCAAAACACCAGAAAUAUCAAGUUCAUCCGGAAGUAAUUUUUCCAUGUCUACACAAGGAAGUAGACCAUCAUCAGCAUUAUCAAGUCAUUCUAAAACAAAAUUAGUUUAUGUUCAAGAAUCGGGUACCGUUUUAAGCGUAGUUAUAUUUUUUAAAUAUUGCCAAACAGGUCUUGUAACAUAA